AAAGACUAUUCAAACAGGAAUAUGAAAAAUGAAGCGUAUGAGACAUUGGUGAAGAAACUUCGAGAGAAGGAUGGGAGUGCUACCCGUGACACGGUAACCAAGAAGAUAAACAACAUGCGCAGUUCCUUCAGGAAAGAACUGAAAAAGGUUGAAAAUUCAAAGAAGUCUGGGGCAGCUACAGAUGAGGUCUAUCGUCCAAGUCUGUGGUACUACGACCAGCUUUUAUUCCUUCGUGACCAAGAAACACCAAGAACAUCAUCAUCAAAUAUUGAAGAGGAUAUGAUCGAGAUGGACUGCCAGUCUACAUCCCAGCCUGGAGUUUCAAGACCCCUUCCAUUACCACCUGCAAAACGGAGCCGCCAACCGGGACCGUCAGUGAGCAACAAGGCUGAUGAGGUUCUGGGCAUCAUUGAAGAAGAUGAAUAUGAUUUGUUUGGCUUGGAACCACCACAAAAGGCUACAUUUACCCCCAUCACGUGGGAAGCUAGGCUGUGUCGCGUCAGGAUUGAGAAUGUCCUGAGCUUUUAUGGCACCUUGCGAGAGCCUCAUGGCUCUAAUUUAAGUACAAGUUAG
Molecule: messenger RNA, 573 nt
Organism: Macrobrachium nipponense
Lineage: Eukaryota; Metazoa; Arthropoda; Malacostraca; Decapoda; Palaemonidae
Exons: 4
Coding region: 22-573 (183 amino acids)
Source: RefSeq, a predicted model, not a curated record